AUGUCUGACCUUGAAUCCCGCAAAGAGGCAAAGGGGGACUCCCCGAUCUACUCUUCCGACCAUGACCUGCAGCAGGGCCAGCUCAGCGACAACGCCGACAACCUCCACCGCAGACUCAGUAAUAGGCAGAUCCAACUGCUCGCUAUUGGUGGUUCUAUUGGUACCGCACUCUUCGUUUCCAUCGGCAAUGGCCUCGCUGCAGGCGGCCCCGGCUCUCUGUUCAUCGCCUACACCUUGUACUCUCUAGUCGUCGCCUGUGUCAACAACUGUAUUUCUGAAAUGAUCAUCCUACAGCCGGUGUCAGGUGGCUUCAUUCGCCUGGCUGGCAAGUGGUUUGAUGACGCCCUUGGUUUCAUGGUCGGCUGGAACUUCUUCAUCUACGAGGCCCUCCUGAUCCCCUUCGAAAUCACCGCCAUCAACCUCGUGCUGAGCUACUGGAGUGACGACAUCCCCGUCGCGGCCAUCUGUUCAGCCUGCAUUGUCCUCUAUGCGGCCAUCAAUGUGCUUGCAGUCCGCGCCUUUGGAGAGGCCGAGUUUUGGCUUUCUGGCGGCAAGGUCAUCUUGAUCUUCAUCCUGUUCACCUUCACCUUCAUCACCAUGGUGGGUGGCAACCCGGAGAAUGACGCUUACGGGUUCCGUUAUUGGAAUAAUCCUGGCUCCUUUGCGGAGCACCCACUCAAGAACUCCACUGGCGACACAGCCCGCUUUGAGGGUUUCUUGUCGUGCCUAUGGUCUGCUGCCUUCACCGUGGUGGGACCUGAGUACAUCGCCAUGGCUGCCGCCGAGACCAAGCGUCCACGCAAGUACAUCAAGACGGCCUUCAAGACCGUCUACUGGCGUUUUGGUCUCUUCUUCAUCAUGGGCGCGCUCUGCGUUGGCAUCGUUGUGCCCUGGAAUGACCCUCAAGUCCAGGCGGUGCUUAGCGGUGAAGAGGGUGGUGGCACCGCAGCUGCCUCGCCCUAUGUCAUUGCCAUGGCCAACAUGGGAAUCAGUGGUCUGCCACAUCUCGUCAACGCACUCCUGGUCACCUCUAUCUUCUCGGCUGGUAAUACCUACACAUACUGCGCGACCCGUUCGCUCUACAGUAUGGCACUCGAAGGACGUGCCCCCAAGUUCCUGCGCAAGACCACCAAGAAUGGCGUUCCCAUCUACGCAUUCAUAAUUGUCAUGUGUUUCGCCUUCCUCUCUUUCCUCCAAGUGUCCGGCAGCUCGGCUGAAGUCCUUGGCUGGCUGAUCAGUCUGAUCACGGCGGGAGCGCUCAUCGAUUAUUUCGUCAUGGCUAUCACCUACAUCAAUUUCCACAAGGCCUGCAAAGUCCAGGGUGUCGACCGCAAGACAUUCCCAUAUACUGGCUGGCUCCAGCCGUUCUGUGCGUACGUCGCGGCGAUCACCAUGUUCCUCGUCUGCCUCUUCUACGGCUACGCUUCAUUCCAGCCCUGGAAUGUUGAGGUCUUCUUCCAGAACUACACCAUGCAGAUUCUCGCUCCAGUUCUGUAUUUUGGCUGGAAGUUGAUCAAGCGCACCAAGUAUAUCAAGCCGGCCGAGCUCGACCUGGUCUGGGAACGACCAGUGAUCGACGCGUACGAGGCUAGCUUUGUCAGCCCACCCACUGGUUUCUGGCUGGAGAUGGGCCAGUUGAUUGGCAUUAAGCGACACAUCAGGGACGAUGAGCGCAUCUAG
Molecule: messenger RNA, 1680 nt
Organism: Cyphellophora europaea CBS 101466
Lineage: Eukaryota; Fungi; Ascomycota; Eurotiomycetes; Chaetothyriales; Cyphellophoraceae
Exons: 2
Coding region: 1-1680 (559 amino acids)
Biological process (GO): amino acid transmembrane transport
Cellular component (GO): membrane
Molecular function (GO): amino acid transmembrane transporter activity
Source: RefSeq, a predicted model, not a curated record